Molecule: messenger RNA, 1201 nt
Organism: Scatophagus argus
Lineage: Eukaryota; Metazoa; Chordata; Actinopteri; Scatophagidae
Gene: hmgb1b
Product: high mobility group box 1b
Exons: 5
Coding region: 164-766 (200 amino acids)
Biological process (GO): regulation of transcription by RNA polymerase II
Cellular component (GO): nucleus
Molecular function (GO): DNA binding, bending
Source: RefSeq, a predicted model, not a curated record
AGUUGACAGCAGCCAAUGUCCGACAGCCAGAGCGCAGCACACGGGAUAAACACAGAGGGAUCCUCACAGCAAAAAGACCGCGCACUGACGGUGCUUCUUGUCCCAUUGUUUGAGACGUACCGACGUACAGCUGGCCUCUUGCAGAGUUGUAGGGUAAUCCAAGAUGGUUAAGGAUCCAAGGAAGCCUAGAGGCAAAAUGUCCUCAUAUGCCUACUUUGUGCAAACAUGCCGAGAGGAGCACAAGAAGAAGCAUCCUGAUGCAUCUGUCAACUUUGCAGAGUUCUCCAAGAAAUGUUCUGAACGUUGGAAGACAAUGUCACCAAAAGAGAAAGGCAAAUUUGAAGAUAUGGCCAAACAAGACAAGGUGCGUUAUGAGAGGGAGAUGAAAAAUUACAUUCCCCCCAAGGGCCAUAAGAAGAAGCGAUUUAAGGACCCCAAUGCCCCCAAGAGACCACCGUCUGCAUUCUUCCUGUUCUGUGCUGACUUCCGCCCCAAGGUAAAAGGUGAGAAUCCUGGACUGUCCAUUGGGGACACAGCAAAGAAGCUGGGAGAAAUGUGGAACAGUUCAUCUGCAGAGGACAAGCAGCCGUAUGAGAGGAAGGCUGCCAAGCUGAAGGAGAAAUACGACAAAGAUAUCGUCGCCUACCGCACAAAGGGAAAAGUGGAUUCAGAAUCUGCAGCUACCGCGGAUGACGACGAAGAUGAGGAAGAGGAUGAAGAUGAGGGAGAGGAGGAGGAAGAAGAAGAGGAUGAAGAUGAUGAGUAGAUUGCAUAAGGGUGGGACCUGAAGUUUUGUUUAUGCCAUAUAACCCUAUUAUACUCAAUUCACCAUCCUGAAACAGAAGUCAGACUGAACAAGAACAUGUGUAUAUUUAAUGUUUUUAAGAUGUACAGUGUUAUUCUCCUUUUUUUGUAAAGUUAACACUACAUAUCUUAAGUUUGCAAUUUUCUAGUGGUAGUUCUUUAUCCUUGCCAUAUUAUGUAACAAUUUAGGACUGCAAAUCAGUAUGACAGUAACUAGUCUUGUAGGUGUUACAACUCAAAAAUGAGAUUUAUGAGUUGGUAGUGUAUUUUUCUUUAUUUUAAAAAAUAUUUUUUUAUGUGAUGUCCCAAUGUCUUUUUAUUCUUUGAAUACCACUCUAAUAUCAAAUGCAGCUGUCGACAUUCAAGAAUGUCUUCAAUAAAGGUCGUUUUUUCUUAA